AUGGAGCGUGACAAUCUUGAAACUAAAACACCAACCGCCGGCUUUCUCAGCCUUGCCAACGAAUUGAUCCUUGAUAUCGCGGACCUCUUAGGGACACAGGGCGAUACCAGUCGGCUUGCGCAGAUCAACCGAAGGCUUCAUCUUCUGUUCACAGACCGGCUGCUGAAUUUCAACAUACAACAUGAGAACAGCGAUGCUCUCAAGUGGGCAGCUAGCAGAAACUACCAAGAGAUGGCUCGGAGACUGAUUCGGCUUGGAGCAGAUAUAAAUCCAAAGACCUGGGGACCUCCAUUGCACGAAGCAGCAGGUAGUGGGCAUUUCGACAUGGUCAAGCUUCUUUUAGACGCCGGAGCCGACCCUGAAGCAAAGAAUCGAUUGAAUGAUACGGCCAUAACCAUCGCACUCAAGGCGAACAACGAAGCUAUGGCAUGUUUCCUUUUCGAUGAGUUGAAAUCCUCGGCGGUGGCCGUCCGAGGUACCUGGAAUGCGCUACUAGACGCCAGCCGGCUCAAGGAGUCGAAUUUCAUACGGUACAUACUCGAGGCCGGCAUCCACGCCAAUAGCAAGAACCCAUCGAGCCCCUCGGCGUUAGAUCUGGUCGUGUGGCGAGACCUGGCGCCAGGCCAUGGCCUUUUCAAGAACCGAUUCGACGACGAUGCUUUCAAAUCGGUCACCAUACUCUUAGAGCACGGUGCAGAUCCCGACCGCAAAGGGCUGAAUGCCUCAGUGUUUCAGACGGUACGCGAAAACUCUGCCAGACACUCUGAUCCGAGAGUUCGCAUACUUCUUUCUAUUGCUGGAAGAGAAGAGCUGGUUAAGCAGAUUGACAGUGGUGCAUUGAGCCAAGCUUGGGAGCGAUCUACAGGCAAGGAGUUGGAUGUCCCACGAGAAGUGCUCGAGGUAAUACUCUCGAGACCUCCCAGUCGGAAUUUGCCUAAAGCGCGUUUGAAAGAGCUGUUUCCUCCAUUUGUUGACGAGGCCUGUUGGCAGAGAAUUGAAGAGGAAAAACUGGCGGCAAAACGUGCGCGACGGUUGCCCGUAGAGCAAGAGCUCAAUGCGGCCCUCCACGUGUUUGGAAGAUAUCCACACCCACAUCCACGAACAGGACCAUGGUCGGACUUAGUGCAAGAGCUCGAUGAAGACCUCGGCGAGCUUCGAAGAUAUUCAAUGACAAGACCAUGGCCGUGA
Mytilinidion resinicola is the source of this 1188-nucleotide messenger RNA. Its product is annotated as ankyrin. Gene Ontology annotation, molecular function: protein binding. NCBI's taxonomy places the organism in Eukaryota, Fungi, Ascomycota, Dothideomycetes, Mytilinidiales, Mytilinidiaceae. The record is from RefSeq and is a predicted model, not a curated record. The coding region runs from base 1 to 1188 and encodes 395 amino acids. The transcript has a single exon.